Medioppia subpectinata is the source of this 1245-nucleotide messenger RNA. NCBI's taxonomy places the organism in Eukaryota, Metazoa, Arthropoda, Arachnida, Sarcoptiformes, Oppiidae. The record is from the annotation of a GenBank genome assembly.
AUGACACAAGAAGUGACACAAAUGAUGGAAUCACUCGAGACCACAGAUGACGGCAAUGGAGACAACAGACAACAGUCAAAGACUUACGCGAAGUACUCAAUGGACAGAUUCGGUGAUGACAUGUGUGGACUCAUAUUAUCCUAUCUCUCAUUCAAAGAUAGAUUUCGAUUGGAAUGUGUGUCCAAACAGUUCCAGAGGACAGUCUUCGACAGUGUUAUCGACAUCAAUAUCAAUGACCGACUUAUAAGACAAAUACAAAGAACAACAAUAACUCAAACAAUAGCAACAAUUGCCACAAAGUGUCCAAACAUUGAGACCAUUGACUUGAGAGGAAUGUUCAUUAAAUGCGAACACAUUCCAGAAGUGUUGCGAUUAUUUCGAGACAAUUGUCUUAAUUUGCGGGAAGUUUACUGCAAUUUACGGUCAAAUACGGCACAAUUGUAUCAACAGUUCGGACCACUGGUCACACGAAUCGAAUGCAAUGAUUUGUCCGACACUGUCGUCGACACCACUUCUGGACAACAAUUGGUCAACAAUUUGAAGACAUUUAGUUUUCAUUUCUAUUACCCCAAUGACACCCAACUAUUGUCGGCAUUCGUGGCACACAAUCAGUGUCUCAAAAGUGUCGACUUUAAAGAAAUGUACAUCGAUUUGAACGAUACUAUUCCCGAAAUGUGCGGCCAAUUGUCACGAUUAACACAAUUACGGGAAUUGAGUCUACGGUUGGGAAUAAUGAAUAGCAAGACACUUGUGGCGAACCAGUCUUUGCGUACAAUCGGCGAGAAUUGCAAACAAUUGCAACGAUUGUCACUCGAGUUUGGCAGCGAAUCACCCGUUCUUAAUGUCGAAGCAUUGGAUUCAUUGCGAUAUUAUUGCCGAUUAAAACGAUUGCAUUUAACAAUAAAUGCGGCCAUCGAUGACCAACUGUUUGAUCCGUUGAGACACUGCAAGAGAUUAACGCAUUUAGAGCUGUAUUUGCCGCGAAUGACAGCGAAAGCGUUCAUCAAUUGUUUUAAGAACUGUCCUCGACUUCAAUACCUAUACAUUCAUGACUUCAACGACAUUAUGGGCGCCGAGUGUUUGGAUGAGUUGUCACGACUACCGGCGCUGCAAACGCUUAUUAUUUUCUUCCGUCGAGACUAUGAUCUCAUUAAUAAUGAUUUCUCGGAUCUGUUCACUAGAAGUGCUAAACUCAAGUGCAUUCGGCUUCACGUAAACAAUGGCAUCAAAUUUUAUUACCGAUAA